UUCUUUUGUCUUUCUAUAAUUUAACACUCUGUCUCCUCCUCUAAGGUGGAUCCUGUUUUAGUGAAUAAUUAAUUUAUUAUCUAGUUUAAUCCACACUGUACUGAUGCAUCAUCCUGGAUUUUCUACCAGUUGUUUUAAUUACUUCUUAUGAGUGCAGGUAUAAAGGGCAACGAACAAAUUGGAAAAUAUUCUUGGAGUUUAGCUUGUGAUAUUGGCAGCUAGAUGGACAAAAAGCAAGGAAAAUAUGUAAUGAAUGUUGAACACUCUGAAAAUCAGCCACCAGUCAUGUGUCCAAAUGACCAAGAGGCUCCCAGCUCCACACGCUGGUGUCCACCUUCAAAUGAUACAACCUGUGAUGUCUCCUCCAACUUGACUGGGGUCUGGGUGAGCCCAGGCAUCCUUCAACAUUCCAGAUGCCCACAGCCAGAAUCAUGCAACAUGCAGUUGAAAGGAAGUUGCCGCAAUGACUGGUCCCUGUGGAAAGUCUUCCUGGCUUGUCUCUUAGCCUGUGUGAUAACGACAGCAAUCGGAGUGCUCAUAAUAUGCCUGGUGAAUAAUAAAGGCAAUGGCAAUGUCUCCGUUGUUAUCCAGCUGCCUAGAAACAGUGGAGAGCCUAUAGUUACCUCACCUGGAACAACCUCUACGACUCCUCAAACUAUAGUGACCACUUCAACAGAACCCACAAUGACAACCACUUCAACAGAUACUACAACUGCUACAACAGCCACAACCGUCACUUCAGCUGAACCUACAACCCCUACCACUUCAACGCGGCUUGCAACCACAACAGCUACCCCUACCACUUCAAGUGGAACCAGAGAUACCUACACUUCAACAACUUUAAUAAAACCAAGCGCUUCUAUAAAUCUAAGGUAGCUGACAACCAAAACACUCACCACUUCCACCAUGUCUUUAACUGAAUCCACAACAUUUACUUCAAAUGAAUCUAUACAGCCACGACCACUUCCACUUACCCUAUAACUACUGUAACUUCUAUUUAACCUGCAGUAACAAUGCUCAUCACUUUCCUUCAACAAUUUAUGAUCUCCACCUAUUCAUCUGAACCUGCAACCACAGCUGCCACUAUUACCACUUUAAACUUAAUAGAACUACCAAAAAUCAUCAAAAUGACCUGUUCCAUAUCAAGUUACCCUGUAAUUAUUACCACUAAAAAUCAGCCUACAACUACUCCUGCACCGGUCUUCCCCCAAAUUGAAAUUGUAGCUACCGGUUCUACAAUUGUUAUUUCUAUAUCAUUGCUAUUAGAACCCUAUACCUACAGCAGCUACCACAAUGCUACUUAACGAACAAUAGUUUGGACUACAAAUAAUGUAAUAUUUGCCCUAAUCAUCACUAUAUCAACACUUAGGAUUUCUAAAACUGUUAAACUCUUUUUAUUUUUGACAC
Molecule: messenger RNA, 1407 nt
Organism: Microcebus murinus (gray mouse lemur)
Lineage: Eukaryota; Metazoa; Chordata; Mammalia; Primates; Cheirogaleidae
Product: dynactin-associated protein
Biological process (GO): activation of protein kinase B activity
Cellular component (GO): plasma membrane; Golgi apparatus
Source: RefSeq, a predicted model, not a curated record